GUUCUGACAAGGACCUCACUCAUGGAUUUGCCGAGUUGUAUAUCCGCUGCCACCUCCUCGCAAUGCCACUUUCUAGUGUGCUACUCCUCGAAAUACUGCUCAAGUCAUAGUCCACUGCCGACAUUUGCCAGUAGACCCGCUCGGUACACCCCACACCUGACUGUUCGCCCCCUCCGCCGUCGACAUGUCUGCCAGCACGAAGACGCAGCAAAAUGGUCAGACGCACGAUGAUAUCGAGUUCCUGUCUGCGCCAACCAGAGUAGCUCGCGGCAUGGGCAAGACUGGGCGCGCGCCUGUGUUUGCGACGAAUCAACAGAUGCGGGCCCUUCAGGCGGCGUACCAGGAAAGCACGUUCAUCCAGGGAUCUAGGCUGCAGAAACUCGCCGACGAUGUUGGACUGACGCAGAGGUGGAUCGCGCUCUGGUUCCAGCGGCAGCGACGGAAGACGCGCGAUGAGAAGCCUCAAGAGGCCGACCAGCCUGUUAAACAGGAAGAUGAGGUGCCUUCUGUGAAGGGGAACACGAACGGCCGCGUUCGAAAGCGGCGCAAGAGCAAGAAGAUGAUCGAAGACGAAGACGACGAUGAGCAGGAUGUUGGUGCGUCUAGCUCGAAGUCCCUCGUCAAGAAGGAGCCGGAAGACUCCACUGCGACGGUGCCCGCGAAGCCGCUGACUCUUACUAUACGACUACCGGCGCUAAAGAGGGCUCACCCGACGAUGAACGACGCGCACUCGGAGGUGACGAUGGUGGUCGAUCCACAGCCGGUCACGCAGACGGCUUCAUCUCAGCCUACGGCGUCCUCUUCAAGACCUCGAUCCGGCUCCAUAAUCGACUUCGGAGACACGAAUGAACCCAUGCCUGCCCCAACGGAGCAUCAGCAACCUCUAUCGUUCCCCCGCCAAGAAUCCUUCCCCUCCGCGUCCAGACCACCUUCGCCUCAGGAAAUUAUAACUCAACCUCAAUACCAGAGCCACUAUGACCCCUCGAGCUCCGCGCCACAAGUAUUCUUACCGGUCCCCCCAACACUUCAACCCCCAGGCUCGCCCGUCUCCAUCCCCUCCAGCUCCUCCGAUAGCGACGACAGCGACCUCGCAUCUGCCCCACCCCUCCUCGCCUCCAAUCCACAUGCCCGCGCCUUGCACGCCGGCGCGCCCGUCGACCCGGACGUCGCCACCCAGCCGGCUUACAAGUUCACCGACCCCACGCGCCUGCGCGAGAUGUAUGUGGACAUGUACAGCCGCCCGGGGCCCGCGCCGCUCGAUGUGCUAGCGCCGCCGCAGAAGCGUACGCGGACGGCGUAUGAACACUUGGCGAAGUAUCCCACGUUGGCGCCUGGGGAGAGGGCGGCGAUGGGGCAGUCGCAGAUGAAGCAGGAGCCAGGAGAGGGAAGCUUGCAACCCAGGCCCUCUCCGUAUAUGCCUCCGCCACCACCACCUGCCGAAGGAGAGGAGGAUCCCGCCAUGGCUUUGUCGUCGCAUGCCGAAGAGGCGGAUCCUACUGCGCGGGAGCCCUCUGAAGAGGUUCAACUCGCAUAUCCCGACGCAGCUUCGCCUUCGCCUCCGCCAUCAGGAACCUUGCGAACCUCGCAUGGACCAGCAGCAGCACUUCGUACUCAACGGACAUUCGUCAAAACUGAGCCAGCCUCUGAUGCGCCUGCGCUUCGACCAGCGAACUUUGAAGUCCCUCCCGUACCGUAUGGUGCGCCUCCGUGGCGGCCGAUGUCUCCGCAGCCGUCAAGGAGACAGUCAACUGUGGCCAUUCCCAAUGAGGAACUCGACGAAGAUAGCCCUGCCGCUCUCUUCAAACAACUUGCUGUGCUGAAAGUGGCCGAUGACGCAGGCCCGGUGGACGUUGAUGCGUCAGCAGGUCAGGAAUAUGUUACGGAUCGAGAGGAGAUUCUGCGCCGACUGCUUGACCCUGCGCUGGCUGAGCGAGAUCCAGUUCAGGCAGCGAUGGGUCUUGUUUUCUUGGCUCGCGUGGGCAUGCAAGAUUACCUGUGAUCUGCUGUCGGCCUGCUUGCUUUGCCUGACCUUUCUCUUGUUGCAUUAUCGCUGUCGUUCUGUCGCCUUCCCCUGCUUUCAUGUGCAUACCUUACUUAUUCGUUUCUGCAUCAGGGAUCACGAUAUGUUUGACCUGCUCCGCCUGCGUUAUCCUCUCCAUGUACAGUAGCACGACUUGAUGCCUAAUCCGAAACUCCCCAAGCGCGUAAAGUGCUUAUCUCUGACAGCAGUGCUC
Schizophyllum commune H4-8 is the source of this 2234-nucleotide messenger RNA. RefSeq lists its product as uncharacterized. NCBI's taxonomy places the organism in Eukaryota, Fungi, Basidiomycota, Agaricomycetes, Agaricales, Schizophyllaceae. The record is from RefSeq and is a predicted model, not a curated record. Gene Ontology annotation, molecular function: DNA binding. The transcript has 4 exons. The coding region runs from base 185 to 1999 and encodes 604 amino acids.